Phytophthora sojae is the source of this 975-nucleotide messenger RNA. RefSeq lists its product as hypothetical. The annotation marks the transcript as partial. The transcript is spliced from 4 exons. The record is from RefSeq and is a predicted model, not a curated record. Lineage: Eukaryota; Oomycota; Peronosporomycetes; Peronosporales; Peronosporaceae.
AUGGACGCUGAAGAGUGCAGACGGCGAGUGCAAGAAGCGAAGUCGCAGCGUGCUUUCCCGCCAAGUGUACUGUACCCGGAGCUAACGAGCUGGAAAGACGACAUGGCCCCUCUCUCAAAGUUGUUUUCCCGGCCGAUUUACGUACACCGUACGGUCGAUCUUGUUGACGCGAAGUGCGACUUGCUUUACGUGCGGUACGAAUGCGCCGUUUCUACAGGAACUUGUUUUACUACAAUAUCACCAGCAUAUUUGCAGAAGCACUUGGAGUUUCUGCUUCACUUCCCUUUUGUUUUGUCGAAACUCCAAGUGCUUCUGCAUACGCCGAAUGGGCUGUCGAGUGCAUUGGCUACUGUGGAGCGCCGGCGCCAAAGCCGGUAUUACAAGCUCUACACUCUUUUUGCGGAUAGAGUUCGGCGACGGAACGCUAAUGCUGACUAUGUAUCUUCGACCCCGCCAACUUGCUCUCAGUAUGCCUCCGACAAUGCUCCACCAACUACCCAAACGCUGACAGCGUUUUGGAUGGAAUUUACAACGAUUUACAGUCCUCUGUGUAAAAAUCUCAUGAAGCACUUGAAGAUUCGAAGAGCGCUCCGCAUUGAUCACUCCGUGAAAUUUUGUAAGCGUCUUAAGAUUUGGACAGGCAGUGGGAAACGUGAUGGUAUGGCAAACUGUAAGAUGCUUCUUCUCGCUCAAAAUGAAAUUGGGCAGGUCGAUGGUCGUUGCCUUACACGCUCAGAGAACAAUGAUGAAACUGAGGAGCUACUAAAACUGUUUGGUGAUCGUGUCUGGACCAAGCAAGACCCGUUCCAUGUAAUACAGCGCAUAACCGAGAAGGUUAAGUCAACUAAGCGAAAGUGGUUAUCUAAGGAGCUAAGUAAUGCGCUCUACACAGUAGAUCGCAAGCUGCGACUCGUUGACGAAAUGGAGAAAGGAUUUUUACGUGCUGUGAGAAGUGUUGCAUUGGCGGACGUGAAC